UUGGGCCCCUACACAUUUCUGCUAGCCGCCUCUUCCUGCCACCGUCUCCGACCCUCCGCCCACCGCCGCUUCGUUUCCCGCCGCAUCGCCAAUGGCCUCGCGGCUCCGGCUCGGCCAGCCCAGCCCGAACCCCGGACCCGGCCCCAGCCCCGGCGAGGGGAAGAGAGAAGAAGGAGAAGCGAGGAAGCCGGAGCCGCGGCGAGAGGUGACGGACCUGGGCGGCGGGAGCGAGGUGGUGCACAUCCCGCGGUUCAUGGCGCGGGAGAGGGCGUGGGAGCUGUUCGAACACCUCAACAAGCGCAUCCCGUGGACGCGCCCCACCAUCCGCGUCUUCGGCCGCUCCGUCGUCCAGCCCAGAGAUACCUGCUAUGUGGCAGAUGAAGGGCUAACAGAUUUGAGGUACAGCGGCCAUCAGCCUCAUCCGCAUUCUUGGCAUGAAUUCCCAGUGCUAAAGGAUAUCUUGAAAGAGGUCCAUGAAGCCCUCCCAGGAAGCCACUUUAACAGCCUGCUGCUGAACAGAUACAAGGGAGGUUCAGACUACGUGUCGUGGCACGCCGAUGACGAACCCCUCUACGGACCUACCCCGGAGAUCGCGUCCGUUACAUUCGGGUGCGAACGUGAGUUCUUGCUGAGGAAGAAGCCUGCCAAUACAAAAUCACAAGCUGCUGGUGAAUCUGGGGAAACGGCUCCGAAGCGGCUCAAGGUCAGCGCCCCUCAGCAGCAUUCGUUCCUCCUGAAGCAUGGCUCGUUGCUCGUGAUGAGGGGCUACACCCAGCGGGACUGGCAGCACGCGGUGCCCAAGCGUGCGAGGGCGGCCUCGACGAGGAUCAACCUAACUUUCCGGCAUGUGUUGCCAUGAUCACGGCCGGUUCGCUUGGUCUCCCUCCAGUUUUGCACUUGUGCCCAUUGCGUGCAGUGUGUAGUGGGUUUCCUGGUGAUGCUUUGAACUCUUAUCCCCCCUUCCCACCUCAUGUAAUCUCUAUCAAACUUUGUUUUAAAGUAAUGGAAAUGGGAGCAGCCCGGUUCAAAAAAAUGAAGAUCACGCAAGUG
Aegilops tauschii subsp. strangulata is the source of this 1050-nucleotide messenger RNA. Its product is annotated as DNA oxidative demethylase ALKBH2. The record is from RefSeq and is a predicted model, not a curated record. Gene Ontology annotation, biological process: DNA alkylation repair. NCBI's taxonomy places the organism in Eukaryota, Viridiplantae, Streptophyta, Magnoliopsida, Poales, Poaceae. Gene Ontology annotation, molecular function: ferrous iron binding; broad specificity oxidative DNA demethylase activity; cytosine C-5 DNA demethylase activity.